Meloidogyne enterolobii is the source of this 465-nucleotide messenger RNA. NCBI's taxonomy places the organism in Eukaryota, Metazoa, Nematoda, Chromadorea, Rhabditida, Meloidogynidae. The record is from the annotation of a GenBank genome assembly.
AUGGAAGCCGAAAAAGUUAAAAAAUUUUUAAAUAAUUCUUUUCAUUUUAGCGAUUCAAUUGCCGCGGUUUUGUUGCUCUUGUUUAAUUUAUUUUUGUUGUCAAUUUCUUACAUUAUUUGUGUCAACAUUCUUCGACCAAUUUUAAAUAUUACUACCAAAAUUUUCAAAACAAAUUUUAAUUUAUUUAAAAAAGCAAAACAUUUAGUUUCUGCUUCUUUUCUAAUUUUUUUCUUUUAUUCACAUAAUUCUUCACUAAUAUUUUCUACUUUUUAUUCUUUUGGAAAUUUAAUGACACUAAAUAAUUAUUCUAAUAAUUUAAUUUUCACUUCUGUUGCAACUCUUCAAGUGCUUUUUAGUUUUUUUCAAAUCCCUUCAGUUGUAGAUUAUAUAUGGAAAUUUAUAAAAUAUGGAGAAUGGAGAGCAGAGAUGUUUGAUCAAAAUUUUGAGGUGAGAAAGUUAAAAUGA